Thamnophis sirtalis is the source of this 3320-nucleotide messenger RNA. The record is from RefSeq and is a predicted model, not a curated record. NCBI's taxonomy places the organism in Eukaryota, Metazoa, Chordata, Lepidosauria, Squamata, Natricidae.
UACAUUUUUUGAUGAACCAAAGUAUGAAAAGCAAUAUUAUCCACAUAUCGAAACAGUUGAGGGAGAUGAAUUUGGCCAAGCCCCAAAGUUUAACGACUAUGCGGAAAAGCCUAAGAGUCCUCUUGUAAAAAGUAAAACUCCUGACAGCAAGAAAUUAGAACCAUCUCUUAAGUGGAAGGCUACAACGGGCACUCGAGAAGGCAAAGCAGCAAGAAAAUCUGAUGAAAAAGAAAUCAAGCAUGCCACUCCAGAAAGCAAGAAAAGACCCUGUGGAACACCAACUGCUUCUCUUAAAAGUAAACUUCCACUGAAAAGUGAAGAGGCAAGUGAAAGUUCUUCUGAGAGUGAAGAAGAGGAUGAAGAGCCUGAACGCCAUCAGGAAAUUAACACUGAUUUGCCAUCAGAAUAUUGGCAGAUUCAAAAAUUAGUGAAAUAUAUAAAGGCAGGUAACCAGACGGCUACUGUAAUUGCAUUAUGUUCAAUGAGAGAUUUCAACUUGUCUCACGAAACGUGCCAGUUGGCAAUUAGAGAUGUUGGAGGUCUCGAAGUGCUGAUUAAUUUACUUGAUACUGAAGAAAUCAAAUGUAAGAUUGGUUCAUUAAAAAUCCUGAAGGAAAUUAGUCAAAAUGCUCAGAUAAGACGUACAAUUGCUGAUCUUGGAGGACUGCAGAUCAUGGUUAAUAUACUUGAUUCUCUAGAUCAAGAUUUGAAGUGUUUGGCUGCUGAAACAAUAGCUAAUGUAGCUAGGUUCAAACGAGCCCGAAGAACAGUCCGUCAAUAUGGUGGAAUCAAGAGACUGGUUGGGUUGUUAGACUGUUCUGCAAGUCUCAAUCAGCUUCAGGGAAAGGAAAUUGAAGUAGCACGCUGUGGGGCUUUGGCACUAUGGAGCUGCAGCAAGAGUUCUAGGAAUAAAGAAGCAAUCCGUAAAGCUGGAGGCAUCCCCCUGCUGGCUCAGUUACUGAAGUCUCCUCAUUCAAAUAUGUUAAUACCUGUAGUAGGAACUUUGCAAGAGUGUGCCUCUGAGCCCAGCUACAGACUAGCAAUCAAACAUGAGAAAAUGAUUGAAAAUCUUGUGAAAAAUCUGAACAGUGACAAGGAAGAAUUGCAAAUGCAUUGUGCCAGUGCAAUCUUUAAGUGUGCUGAAGAUCAAGAGACUCGUGACCUCGUUAGGCAACAUGGAGGCCUGAAACCUCUUGCUACUUUAGUUGCUAAUUCUGGAAAUAAAGAACUUCUGGCAGCAGUGACAGGAGCAAUCUGGAAAUGUGCAAUCAGCAAAGAAAAUGUGACAAAAUUCCGGGAAUACAAAGCCAUAGAAGCUUUGGUUGGCUUGCUAACAGAUCAGCCAGAAGAAGUUCUUAUAAAUGUGGUAGGUGCCCUUGGUGAAUGUUGUCAGGAACAAGCCAAUCGGACCAUUAUCCGUAGAUGUGGUGGAAUCCCAUCUCUUGUUGCCUUACUCACUGGAACCAAUCAAGCUCUUCUUGUGAAUGUGACUAAAGCCGUGGGAUCUUGCGCAGUUGAACCAGAAAAUAUGUCGAUAAUUGAUCGCUUGGAUGGUGUUCGCUUAUUAUGGUCAUUGUUGAAAAAUCCUCACCCAGGUGUUCAGGCCAGCGCAGCCUGGGCAAUUUGUCCUUGUAUUGAAAAUGCAAAGGAUGCUGGUGAAAUGGUUCGUUCAUUUGUUGGUGGUUUGGAACUAAUUGUUAAUCUUUUAAAAUCUGAAAAUAAAGAAGUUUUGGCAAGUGUGUGUGCUGCAAUCACCAACAUAGCAAAAGAUGAAGAGAAUUUAGCUGUUAUAACAGAUCAUGGUGUUGUUCCUUUAUUAUCCAAAUUAGCGAAUACAAACAAUGACAAAUUAAGACGGCAUUUAGCUGAUGCCAUUUCUCGCUGCUGCAUGUGGGGAAGUAACAGGAUUGGUUUUGGAGAUACCAAAGCUGUUGCCCCUUUGGUACGUUAUCUGAAAUCAAGUGAUCCAGAAGUUCACCGAGCUACUGCACAAGCAUUGUAUCAGCUGUCAGAGGAUCCCAACAAUUGCAUUACCAUGCAUGAAAAUGGAGUCGUGAAGCUUCUGCUGGGUAUGGCAGGCUCUACGGAUGAAACUCUUCAGGAAGCAGCAGCUGGUUGCAUAGCAAACAUCCGCAGGCUGGCUUUGGCUACAGAGAAAGCUAAGUAUGGCUGAAACUCCAAGCAGCUUUUAUCAGGGCCCUGUCAGCUUUUUCUGUCUAAUGUACUGUAUGCUAGCUCAAAUUGAUGAGCAAAUGAUGAUUGAGAAUGUCUCCGAAAUCUAUAUUUUCAGUUAUUUGUGCUAGUGUGGCAUACCUAAUCAAAAAUAAAUGUAUGCAAAAGUGAAAUAUAAAGUCAAAAGGUGUAUGAUAUUUUAGCAUUUGCCUUCAUUACUGUAUUUUAAAAAAUAUUUUUAUUUUAUCACUUCCACUGGAUAUAUUUGGCAUAAUCCAAAUAUAUCACUAUAUGUCCAAAAGUGUUAUAAAUCUAAUAAUGCUUCCUUCUUGUUUGGAAUGCUAUAACAAAUGUAUUUCCUUUCAUUGUAUACGGCUGUACAAUUUCUCACUAAUGUGUUGAGCUAAGUCUGUCUAAUCAUUCCAUUAUUAUGAUUUUCCUUAGUUAAGUGCUCAAAAAUAUCAAGAAAACUAUAUUCAUAUAGGCCAGUUUCAUAUCUGGAACUAUACAAGGACUUCAAACACAUCUGCUUUUCUACACACUCCCAACAUUCCCCCAAAUUCCUGUACUUUAAUACUACCUGUCCUGUACCAACAAGAUCAAUUAAUUUGAUUAGAAAUACAUAGUGAUCCAAAUACAAGUUCAAGUCUUAAAACUCACAACUAGUUAUACUAAACCAAUUUAAAACAAAUAGGCAUUUUCUUCUUCAUUACACUAUCUUUGGUCAUGUCCAGUUUUUAACUCGUGGUACUGCUACACUGCAAAUCCAUGCUAGAUUCUGAUUAUCAAUUUUAGAAUCAUGGCUUUUUCCAAAGAAUGUUAAAAAUUACAAUUUGCAGAAGGUGUGUAUAGAUCGUUGUUCCAUGUUUCCAGAUUCCCUCAAACUUCCAACAUGCCUUAGGGCCUUUCUACCAGAUUCAGUCUGUGAUGUAGCCAUAUCCAUAAUUAACUUCCCCACGGAAGUAGUUGCUACUGAUAUAAUUACUGUUGACUAUCCUUUUCUCUAUAUUGUAUGUAGGGAAACUUAUAAAUAUCACUUUACAUUAGUGAUCCUUCCCUAAAGACUUCAGCCUUAUCAAAUAUGUCAAAUGGACUAUUAUUUGCAAACAUUAUUUUCUUUUUCAAUUGCAAUAAAUAUCUUUUCUUUA